AUGGGAAAAACAUCAAAGGACAAACGUGACAUUUACUAUCGUUUAGCUAAAGAAGAAGGUUGGAGGGCACGAAGCGCAUUUAAAUUGAUGCAAAUUGAUGAGGAAUUCAAUUUAUUCGAAGGCGUAACUCGAGCGGUGGAUCUAUGCGCUGCACCAGGCAGUUGGAGUCAGGUGCUUUCGAAACGACUCUAUUUUGGUGAAGAUGAUGAAGCGAAACGUGAAAAUGUGAGAAUAGUCGCCGUUGAUUUACAACCAAUGUCGCCGUUGCCGGGUGUCAUUCAACUGCAAGGCGACAUAACCGAGGUUCCUGGUUUCGUUUCAAUUCAUUGUUUCAAUUAA
Anisakis simplex (herring worm) is the source of this 339-nucleotide messenger RNA. The record is from the annotation of a GenBank genome assembly. Lineage: Eukaryota; Metazoa; Nematoda; Chromadorea; Rhabditida; Anisakidae.